Salvia hispanica is the source of this 1026-nucleotide messenger RNA. Its product is annotated as gamma-glutamylcyclotransferase 2-1-like. The record is from RefSeq and is a predicted model, not a curated record. NCBI's taxonomy places the organism in Eukaryota, Viridiplantae, Streptophyta, Magnoliopsida, Lamiales, Lamiaceae. Gene Ontology annotation, biological process: glutathione catabolic process. Gene Ontology annotation, cellular component: cytoplasm. Gene Ontology annotation, molecular function: glutathione specific gamma-glutamylcyclotransferase activity.
CCCCCUUUUUCCAUCGUCUUCCUCCUAGAAUCCAACAAACAACCUCUGCAAUCUUAGAGUGAGACAGAGAGAGAUUCCCACAAUUUCUCUCUCUUCUCUGCUCUCCCAAGGUCUUACUCGCGCUUUUUCCCCAAAUCCGCCGCUGCCGCUCUCAAAUCCUGCCUCGUUUUUAAAUUUGCACCGAGCUUAAACGUGAUUCGAAGAUGGUGUUCUGGGUAUUCGGUUACGGUUCGUUGGUGUGGAACCCGGGAUUCGAAGUCGAUGAGAAAGUGAUAGGGUUUAUUAAGGACUACAAGCGCGUCUUCGAUUUAGCCUGCAUUGAUCAUAGAGGUACGCCCGACCACCCUGCUAGAACUUGCACCUUGGAAGAAAAUGAAGGCGCGAUCUGCUGGGGAGCAGCAUAUUGCGUUCGUGGAGGGCCGGAGAAGGAGAAGGCGGCGAUGGAGUAUCUGGAGCGAAGAGAAUGCGAGUAUGACUCGAAAACUUUGGUUGAUUUCUACAAAGAGGGUGAUGAUUCUGAACAGCCCUUUGUAACUGGUGUGAUAGUAUUCACUUCCACACCGGACAAGAUAUCGAACAAGUACUACUUAGGGCCGGCCCCCUUGGAGGAGAUGGCCAGGCAGAUCGCGACGGCCUUUGGCCCAUGCGGCAACAACAGGGACUACCUUUUCUUGCUGGAGAAGGCCAUGUUUAAUAUUGGGCAUGAAGAUGACUAUGUUAUCGAGCUGGCAAACGAGGUGAGGAAGGUGCUUCUAAGCCUUAGCGGUUUGUCGUCGCCACUGAAAAUGAAGGCUUCGCCCGGAGCAAUCGGAUUGGAUUCGACGCUGAAGAUGAAGGUUUUGGGUGGAGCAAUUGCCAUGGAUUCAUAGGAGGAAGAUGAGCACAUUUCUCUAACAUAAUCAGAGACAAUAAAUAUGUUCUUUUAUUUUCUCCUAGUAUGAGAGUUUCAUCGGCCAAUCUAUCUUUUGGCUGCCUUACAUCACUAUUUUCCCUCCUUUUUACCUAAUCGAAAUACCACUUGUGCAA